Cataglyphis hispanica is the source of this 583-nucleotide messenger RNA. RefSeq lists its product as uncharacterized. Bases 23 to 421 code for a protein of 132 amino acids. The transcript has 3 exons. Lineage: Eukaryota; Metazoa; Arthropoda; Insecta; Hymenoptera; Formicidae. The record is from RefSeq and is a predicted model, not a curated record.
AAGCAUCUGAAGCAAAUUCAUUAUGAGAUACUAUUUGUUUUUAUUGAUAGUUGCGAUUUGCGAGGCGAGCAUAAUAACAAGAGAUGUGGAUUACACGAAUCUUCAGGCAGUUUAUCACGGCCAUGGCGCUACCAGUUAUCAAAACGUGCAAAUUGAUAAUCAUGAUAAUAUACUAGUACCGGCGAACUACAGAGACCAAGCGGAAAUUGUAGAUUUGGAGCAUCAUGCAUAUUAUCAACCAAUUAUUCAAAUCGUUGACUCUCAGAACGACAUAGAUGACAUCCAUGAUAUAUCCCAUUCACACACAACUCCAUACGAAGAAUUUACUAUCGCUGAUAUCAAGUCAGAUGUAUUGGAACAUUAUUUUAAUCAUGAUGAUGAGAAACAUUAUCAUGAUCUCCCCAUAUACGAAAAUAAUUAAGGAAAUAUUAAAGAAUAUAUCAUAUUAAAAUAUUAUUUUUUUGAAUUAAUUAAUUUUGAGUAAAAUUAAUUUUAAACAAUAAAAUAUCUCUCAGGUAUGUAACUGGUUUAUUUUAUUGCUUAUAAUUAUUAAUAAUAGUAAAAUAAAAUAAAUAAUGCGUGU